This is a messenger RNA of Phytophthora infestans T30-4, 535 nucleotides long. RefSeq lists its product as uncharacterized. NCBI's taxonomy places the organism in Eukaryota, Oomycota, Peronosporomycetes, Peronosporales, Peronosporaceae. Bases 122 to 535 code for a protein of 137 amino acids. The record is from RefSeq and is a predicted model, not a curated record. The transcript has a single exon.
CUCGAGCGAAACGAUGAAGCUCCUCCGCAUGUCGGCGUGGAUGUCACGCCGGCUCAAGGAGAAGAGCACAAUAACAUUUGCCUUCAGCUGAACAAGCAGCUACAGCUCUAUUGCCCGACUCAUGAGUCAGAACGAUAGCUUCGCACAGAGCACAGUACCGCGCGAGCUCCGAUGCACCUACCGCAGCAAGCCGUGCCCAAACGAGCGAGCUCGCAAGCGCAACGGCACACAGCACAAGCUGUGCCAGUCCCAUCGACUCAAGGCCAACAAGACCCAGCGUGAUAUGCAGCGUCGUCUGCGAGAGCAGCGCAGACAACAGCAGCUCGACCGACAGCUCGCAGCCAUGCAGGUCAACACCGAUGAUUUCCAAGCUAUGGUCGACGAGUUUUUGAAGGCAGAUAUCCCCUUGGAGCUCGACACAGAUGACGAUCUUGAUAUGUGGGAUGUACCUGAGCCGCUAGAGGAACCGACCGACCUAAAUCCUGAAGAUAUUGAGCUAUUGAUUGCGUUAUUGGGCACAAGUCGUACUGCGUAA